UGAUCGAUCAAUGGAGAGAGCCGAAGACGUCGGCUCUGUCAUGUGAUCAGCUGUGUCCAAUCACAGCUAAUCGCAUGGCACUGAUGAGCAGUGUGCCCUGAUGAUCAGUGUAGCCCCAUCAGUGCCACCUGUCAGUGUCCGACAAUGCCAGCUCUCAGUGCCCAUCAAUGCCACCUGUCAGUGCCCAUCAGUGCCAUAUCAGUGCCACAUAUCAGUGUCUACCAGUGCACAUCAAUGCCACAUAUCAGUGCCCAUCUGAGCUGCCAGUCAGUGCCAACUAUCAGUGCCAGUCAGUGCCGCCUAUCAAUGCCAGUCAGUGCCACCUAUCAGUGCCAGUCA
Molecule: messenger RNA, 339 nt
Organism: Staurois parvus
Lineage: Eukaryota; Metazoa; Chordata; Amphibia; Anura; Ranidae
Source: the annotation of a GenBank genome assembly